Messenger RNA from Odobenus rosmarus divergens (Pacific walrus), 1125 nucleotides. It is a transcript of the gene CTSW, whose product is annotated as cathepsin W. Gene Ontology annotation, molecular function: cysteine-type endopeptidase activity. Bases 1 to 1125 code for a protein of 374 amino acids. The record is from RefSeq and is a predicted model, not a curated record. The transcript is spliced from 10 exons. Lineage: Eukaryota; Metazoa; Chordata; Mammalia; Carnivora; Odobenidae. Gene Ontology annotation, cellular component: lysosome.
AUGGCAGUAAUUGUCUACCUUUCCUGCCUCCUGGCCCUGUUGGUGGCAGGCCUGCCCCAAGGUAUCAAGGGCUCCCUCAGGAACCAGGACCCAGGUCCCCAGCCACUGGAGCUGAAACAGGUCUUCACGUUGUUCCAGAUCCAGUACAACCGGAGUUACUCAAACCCAGAAGAGUAUGCUCGUCGCCUGGACAUCUUUGCACGCAACCUGGCCCACGCUCAGCAGCUGGAGGCGGAAGACUUGGGCACAGCCAAGUUUGGGGUGACUCCAUUCAGUGACCUCACAGAGGAGGAGUUUGGCCAGCUCUAUGGGCACCAGAGGAUGGCUGGAGAGGCACCCAGGAUGGGCAGAAAGGUGGGGUCUGAAGAGUCGGGGGAGUCAGUGCCCUCCAGCUGUGACUGGCGGAGAUUGAAGGGCAUCAUCUCACCCAUCAGGCAGCAGGAAAACUGCAACUGCUGCUGGGCCAUGGCCACAGCGGGCAACAUCGAGGCCCUGUGGGGCAUCAAAUACAACCAGGUGGUGCAAGUCUCCGUGCAGGAGCUGCUUGACUGUGGCCGCUGUGGAGAUGGCUGCAGGGGUGGCUUCGUCUGGGACGCCUUCAUAACUGUCCUCAACAACAGUGGGUUGGCCAGUGAAAGGGACUACCCAUUCCGGGGGGACGUCAAACCCCACAAGUGCCUGGCCAAGAAGUACGACAAGGUGGCCUGGAUCCAGGACUUCAUCAUGCUGCAGGACAACGAGAAGACAAUUGCCUGGUACCUGGCCACCGAAGGCCCCAUCACCGUGACCAUCAACAUGAAGCUACUGCAGCAAUACCAGAACGGUGUGAUCAAGGCUACAUCCGCCACCUGUGACCCCCGGCUUGUGGACCAUUCUGUCCUGCUGGUGGGUUUUGGGACGAGCAAGUCAGUGGCGGGGAGGCGGGCAGAGGGAGGUGCAUCCCAGCCUCAUCCCCGCCACCCAAUGCCGUACUGGAUCCUGAAGAACUCCUGGGGUGCUGAAUGGGGUGAGGAGGGCUAUUUCCGGCUGCACCGUGGGAGUAAUGCAUGCGGCAUCACCAAGUACCCGCUCACGGCCCGCGUGGACCGACCACUGAGGAAGCGCCCAGUGUCCUGCCCUCCCUGA